This is a messenger RNA of Ictidomys tridecemlineatus (thirteen-lined ground squirrel), 3271 nucleotides long. It is a transcript of the gene Prr29, whose product is annotated as proline rich 29. The record is from RefSeq and is a predicted model, not a curated record. Lineage: Eukaryota; Metazoa; Chordata; Mammalia; Rodentia; Sciuridae.
AGGGCAACUGGGGCCUGGGCGGGUCGGCCAGGAGUGGAAGUCCUCCUCCCUUGGCGUCGCUGGCGUUGCCAAGGUAACCCUGACCCGCAGACGCUGACCAUGGCUUCUGGGCCGGGCGGGAGCUGGGGGAGCGCCCCACCGCGGAGUGCAGACCCUACGCCCUGGGUGACCAUCCUGCAGUCCCUUCCGUCGGCCGUCCCACCCCCGCCCCCGCAGCCGGGCCGCGUGAAGGAAGACUUGCUGGAGCUGAUGAUGCUGCAGAACGCGCAGAUGCACCAGCUGCUGCUGAGCCGCCUGGCGGCGGGGGCGGCGGGGGCGCUGAGCCCCAGGUCAGACUCGCCCAGCGCGCAGGUCUACCUAGAGGACCAACUGGAAGAACUGCAGGAGGAGAUGGACACUCAGGAGGAAGAGCCUUUGGUGUUCCACCACCACUACCUGCCCUGUUCACCACCACUACCUGCCCUGGGAUCCCUGCCACUCUGGCCAGCCCCUUUCCUCCCCCCGCCCCCACAUCAGCCCCUCUUGCAGGAUGCACCCAGGAUUCAACACUGGCCUCCUGCCUCCAGGAAAAGGGAGACGAGAGCUGUGCCACCGCCCCCACCCCCCAGUGCCACAGGGACUGUGGGUGCAGAUGUACCUCCUGCUUCAGACUACUAUGAUGCUGAGAGUAUGCUGUGAAGAUGGGUGCUCCUGGGGACCAUGCCUGCUUCAGUGCAAGACAGAGAACAGCCUGGAAGCUUCCAGCUGCCCCUGUGCUGUCUGCCAACUCUGCAUCCACGCUGACAUCCUUUCUCACCGUCUCAACCUCAGCCAGGCCCUCUCCUCCCUGGUGGAUCAGCCCCUCUCCACCCACUGUGGGUUUUUUUUUAAAAAAAAUAUUUAUUUUUUAGUUGUAGUUGGACACGACAUCUUUAUUUUAUUUAUUUAUUUUAUGUGGUGCUGAGGAUCAAACCCAGGACCUUGCACGUGCUAGGUGAGAGCUCUACUGCUGAGCCACAACCCAGCCCUCCACCCACUGUGGUUUUUAACUGGACUGUAAGCACUCCUUCUUGCCCCUUCUGGGCCUGAAACUUAACCGUUUCCUGCCUGGACUUGGGGCAAACCCAGAUGCAAGAGCCCCAGGCCCACCCUUGUCCCUCACUCCUCCUUCUGGAAUGACAAAGAUGGUGGGGCUGCCUUUUGGGCCUAAUAAUGGGUCCAGAGAGAAGUGGAAUGUUCUGUUCCCCAGAUCUUUGAAGGCCGCCUUGAGGGAGAGAAGGGCCCAAAGUGGUAGGGGAGAGGCUAGCGGGGAAGACCCUGGAGCUGAGCCAGUUCCCUUGGGCCCCAUCCUCACACAGUGGGAAAGAGAGUCAGAAUUAUGUCCUGCUCUCACCAGGAAUGAUCCUAGGGGACCUCGGGCCAGGUGACAGCAGUGUCUUUUGCCUCACAGGCCACAUUGUUUCUCCCCCUCCCCGAGUAGGAAUUCAUCACUAGGGGCCAGAUGAGGUUGGUGUCUGGGAACUGAGCCUGGGCCAGCAGAGCCCUGGAAGGCCCCUGUGAAAGAGGGGACAGGAAGAGACUGAGGGAACCUGCAGAGGCAGAAGUCCAUGCCUGUACCUUCCCCUUCUGGGCUGUUGACUGAUAUCCCAGGAGCAGACCUGGAGGACACGGGGUUACGGCCGGGCGUUUGUAUUCAGGCUCAAAAAGGAAAUGUCGCCAGAGUCCUAUGCUGCUGUCAUAGUCCUUCAGCCAGGGCUGGACCACGACCCUGAGGAGCCAUGCUGAGUUCCAGCAGCCACCAAGGCAGUGGCUUCGCAGCUCACAUGUGCUGCACCCGGAAGACUUGGGGUAGCCUCCGCCAGGCAGCUCGCACCCCAUAGGUGCCCAUCCGCCUCUGGCGCCAGUGCUGGCCGAAGACAAAGCAGAGCAGGACGGACAUCACAAACAAGAACAGCAGUACCGACACGACUGUGACAAUGAUGACCAUCUGGUUUUCCGGCGGGGGCUCUAGGGAAGGAGGGGGUGGUGGUCUUAGAAGUUCUCAGGUGCUACCCAACAGCUCCACCCACUCAUCCACCCAGCAGUCGCCCGGGUUGUCAAGAGGAAGGGCACGUGGUGUCUUCUUCCAGAGUGGCAUCUAGGAGAAAGGUGACCCAGGCCUCAGACCACCAGUGGGACCUCUGUGAGACUGUGAGGGCAGAUGUCCCCUUGCUAGCAGCUCCUAAGACCAGCUACGUGUAGCUGAGAACCAUGGCUUGGAGGGUGGCAUCGUGCAGACGAAGCCUCCCCAGGCAGGGCCCUGUGAGUUCUGGACAAACAGGCUCCCUGUUGACAGAGAAUGCUCUAGCCAUCGAGAGUCACGGAACAACUGUGCCCCAGGAACCUUCCAGGUCAGGCAGACCAGCCUUCCCACUGCAGAGAGCAGCCAAGGGCAGAGACGGCACAUUGCCUGGGUCAAGGUCACACAGCUCACGAACAGCCAAGCUACUAGUUGAGCUCCCCUGACUUCUGGAACAACCAGGGUUCUGGCUGGGGACUUGAGAGAAUCAGGGAAGACGGGGAGCAAAAGGAAGCCCUCAGGAUUACAUGUGCACCCCAAUCUGCCCGAGAAUGGGGCUAAAGGCUAAGAGGAAAUGCUGUCUCCCUUCCCCUCUGCCCUUGGGGUCUCCUUACCAUAGACUUGAAGGACCUUGUUUUCUGAGAUGUUGCGCAAGAUGCCCCCCCCACGAGACCGCAGGUCCAGCUCGGCCUGGCAGGAGAAGUUCAGGAGGCCAUCCUCUUUGCUUGCCGUGCUGUUGACUGUGACUCUGGCCUCCUGAGGGUCAGUUGCUCCCCCACUGAAGGUCUGGCUGUGCAGGGUCUCCUUGCCACGGAACAGGGUGAGGGUGAGGCUCUCGAGGGGCUUCACAGCGGGCACCCUACACUCAAUAGUGAAAGGUUUGCCCAGGGUCACCCAGACGGGCUGCAGCUGCAGUAUGAUCUGCUUUGGAACUUCUGUGGGGGUGAAGGAGGGAGGCCUGGUCAGGAUGGGGGUGUGUCUUCACAGGCCCUACCCAGCCAGGGCCAUCUCCUGUCACUGUGAUGUUCCAGGAAUUACAAAGGAGGAUGUGGGCUGGGGUCUGGUUUGUGAAGAGAGGAGGAAAGAAGAAUCAAGCUGAAGGAUGUGCCGGGUGAUAGAUUAGUGGAUGUGACUUGGAGAAUAGACAACAUGGAGGUGAGCUAGUGUCUACAAAGAAAAGGUCCAGAAAUUGUACAGCUAACUGGAAAGAUUAAAAAAAAGUCUGGGUCUGUC